Molecule: messenger RNA, 1392 nt
Organism: Suricata suricatta (meerkat)
Lineage: Eukaryota; Metazoa; Chordata; Mammalia; Carnivora; Herpestidae
Gene: RGR
Product: retinal G protein coupled receptor
Exons: 7
Coding region: 4-879 (291 amino acids)
Biological process (GO): G protein-coupled receptor signaling pathway; visual perception; phototransduction
Cellular component (GO): membrane
Molecular function (GO): G protein-coupled receptor activity
Source: RefSeq, a predicted model, not a curated record
AGCAUGGCAGAAUCUGGGUCCCUGCCCACCGGCUUCGGGGAGCUGGAGGUGCUGGCGGUGGGGAUGGUGCUGCUGGUAGAAGCUCUCACCGGCCUCUGCCUGAACAGCCUCACCAUCCUCUCUUUCUGCAAGACCCCGGAGCUGCGGACCCCCACCCACCUGCUGGUGCUGAGCCUGGCUCUGGCGGACAGCGGGAUCAGCCUGAAUUCUCUCGUUGCAGGCACAUCCAGUCUCCUCCGGCGCUGGCCCUAUGGCUCCAACGGCUGCCAGGCUCAUGGCUUCCAGGGCUUUGUGACGGCGCUGGCCAGCAUCUGCAGCAGCGCAGCCAUCGCCUGGGGGCGCUAUCACCACUACUGCACGCGCAGCCAACUGGCAUGGAACACGGCCAUCUCCUUGGUGAUCUGUGUGUGGCUGUCUUCUGCCUUCUGGGCAGCACUGCCCCUCCUGGGCUGGGGCCACUAUGACUAUGAGCCGCUGGGGACAUGCUGCACCCUGGACUACUCCAGGGUGGACAGAAACUUCACCAGCUUCCUCUUCACCAUGUCCUUCUUCAACUUCAUCCUGCCUCUCUUCAUCACAUUCAUAUCCUAUCGGCUCAUGGAACAGAAACUCAAGAAGACUGGCCACCUCCAGGUGAACACCACUCUGCCAGCCAGGACGCUGCUGUUUGGUUGGGGCCCCUAUGCCCUCCUGUAUCUAUAUGCAACCAUCGCGGAUGUGAGCUUCAUCUCCCCCAAGCUCCAAAUGGUGCCGGCCCUUGUUGCCAAAGCAGUGCCCACGAUCAAUGCCAUCAACUAUGCCCUGGGCAGUGAGAUGGUCCACAAGGGGAUCUGGCAGUGCCUUUCACCUCAGAGAAGCGGGCUGGACCGAGCCCGGUGAGGUUCUCCGUGGGGCUGCUCAGACCCAGGCCCACCCCUGACUCCCUGGACUGCGCCCCGUGCAAGGAGGCUGCCCCGGAGUCCUGCCCGGCAGCCUCGGAAGCCAAGCUCCAGAUACACGCCCACCACCACAGAUGGCCCUGGUGGGCCUGGCCCUAGGUCAGACACAGGGCAUUCAGUGAGCAACCAGGCUGUGUGGAAGGAGCUAGGACUUUGGAGCCAGAUAGAUCUGAGUUUCCAUCACAGCCCUCCAGACAGAGGCUGAGAGACCUUGGGAAAGUCACUCCCUCUGACCUGAGCUUCCUGAGCCAUGACGUAAGGCCUCCACGGGGCUGCUGUGAGGCUUAAGCGAGAUAGUGUGUACUCACCAUGUACAUAGGAACGCAUCAAAACAGCUGUCUGGGCUCGGAGACUUCCAUAGAAAGGGGUGAAAGCCCCAGGUUAUGUGUGGGACAGCAACCCAGGCUGUCAGCGCUCAAAUGCCACUUAUUAAAUUGAGAUCUUGUGCCAGUGA